AUGAACAAUGAGAGCGAUGAGGCUGCUUCCCCUAAGUUUGAAAUCAUAACAGUAAAGGGAAGGGGCAGCAGCAGCAGAGGACACACAGGCUCAGGCAUUGCAACUUACCUAAUCGACGAAAAAGGAAGAACAGAGCGAUUUUCAGGCCAAUAUGUCUCAGGGAUUAGGCAAGGGGCAGGAGAAUACAGAUUUGCUGACGGCUCGCAAUUCAAGGGUAAAUAUGAAAACAAUAAAAAACACGGACUUGGCGAGGCCCUGUACAAGAACGGGCGAGAUACUGGUGAAGGGGAAGCAGGCACAAGCGGUGACGCUAGAUACAUAGGCCAUUUUGUUGGAGGUCAAAGGCAGCCCUAUGGCACCUUGAUCUAUUCUAAUGGAGACGUAUAUGAAGGGGAGUGGUUUGCUGGUCAGAAACACGGCGAGGGCUCAUAUCGCUUUUGCUCUGAUGGGUCAAUCCUUUCUGGUUCUUGGGAGGCCGGGUGGCUAAAGAAGGGGCGCUGGAUCCUUCCGACUGGUGCGGUUUACAUAGGAGAGUUUGUACUGAACAAACCUAAUGGGCGUGGAGCCUGGCUCAUUCCGAGUGGGAACCAAACGAAAAAAACAUCUGAUCAGACAGGCAAUGAGGAGGGUUCGGCAGAUGAAGAGGGGAUUGCGAAAUACGAAAUAGCCAAAAUUGACGUACAAUACAUUUGUACCGUCACCACCAGGGAGUAA
Molecule: messenger RNA, 714 nt
Organism: Cyclospora cayetanensis
Lineage: Eukaryota; Apicomplexa; Conoidasida; Eucoccidiorida; Eimeriidae
Product: radial spoke head 1 homolog
Exons: 5
Coding region: 1-714 (237 amino acids)
Source: RefSeq, a predicted model, not a curated record